CCGUGACGUCAUAAUCAUAUCGCCAUAUUUAGCUGCGCAGAUAGUACAAAGAAGACUUUUCUCUUUCAUUUUCACUUUCAAUUUAGUUUCUCCAGUUCUUUUGUUGUUACGAAUUUCCGAUAGAAGUUGGAGAACAGAUGAUGGCGCAGAGCCCAGCCGGCAGUGCUGUGAAGGCUUUACAACUCGAACUGAAGAAAAUACAGGAAGAGCCUGUGGAAGGAUUUCGAGUAAAACUCAUUGACGAUGACAACUUGUUCGAGUGGGAAGUGGCAAUAUUUGGACCCCCUGGCACUCUGUACGAGGGGGGAUAUUUUAAGGCUCACAUGAAGUUUCCACAAGACUAUCCAUAUUCACCUCCAAGUGUCCGGUUUAUAUCUAAGAUGUGGCAUCCCAAUGUGUAUGAGAACGGUGAUGUGUGUAUCUCCAUCCUGCAUCCCCCAGUAGAUGAUCCUCAAAGUGGAGAGCUUCCGUCAGAAAGAUGGAAUCCCACACAGACUGUCAGAACUGUUCUGCUGAGCAUCAUAUCCCUGUUGAACGAGCCCAACACCUUCUCUCCUGCCAACGUCGAUGCCUCCGUCAUGUUCAGGAAAUGGAGGGAGUCCAAAGGCAAGGACAAGGAAUACGAGAACAUCAUCAGAAAACAAGUGACAGCAACUCGGGAGGAUGCAGAGCGUGACAGUGUGCGUGUGCCCACCACGCUGCAGGAAUACUGUGUUACAGCCAAGCCGGCCACCGACAAUGCUGUCGAUGUAGACUUCUACGAUGAUGAUUAUGUAGAUGAUAUGGACGAUGAAGAGGAAAUGUAUGAAGAUGAUGAUGAUGAUUCUGGAAAUGAAGAAUCCUGAUGUUAGUCUUCUAUGCAGGACUGCAACUAUUACACUCACUGUUACACACUCAAAUACAAAAUUCUUCAAAUUCAAAAUUUGUGCAGGGGGCCAAGAAGCUCCAGGAAAUGUCUCUAGUGUUUUUUCAAGUGAACACAUGUUCUGCUAUGUGGCUUUGGUUUUGAGGUGUUCUUUAAUGCAUCUGGCACUAUGGUUAAGCUGAGGGAUGCAAUGCCAAGUACGAGCUUUGCAAGAGUUCCUAAAGCUGGACUAGUCCUGAUAAUACUGGGUUGUGAUCAUAGUCCAAGUGUGCUGGUGGUGAUAGUUUAGUCAGUGGAGAAAGGCAAAGAUGGAGCUUGUGUCAGUGCCAUCAUGCCGUAAGGUUGAGCAGCCACACUGACAAUUUCCUGAUUCACAUGGUGCAAUAAUCCAAGUGCUUAUAAACAUACAAUCCAUUAAUUUAUCCAUGUUUGUUAAGUUGUUUUCGUUUCAUAAUUCCGAUUUCAAUAAUAUGCUGUAAAUAGUUGUAGGUGCUGGUGUGAGUACCAGAGAUUGAGACUUGUUUGGAGGCAGGCUGUAGUUUCCCCUGUUAGCUGGUGUGGCUGCUCAGCCUAGAGUUGAUGGUGGAUGGGAACCCAGUAGCAUUGUACAACCAUAAUGAGACCAAACUUGACCACUUCAAAAGAUGAAAACACGAAGAAUUUUUAUACCUGACUAAGCCAUGGUGUGUGUUGCUCAAAGGGUUGAUUCAUGUUACGAUAAAGGUUCUUGCCCUUCCCGUGUAAAAAAUAUCAGAAUGUAAAAAAUCCUAUUCCGAGUUUGUAUACAUUUUAUGUACUUUUAUGUGAAUCAAUCUUUAAAAAUUGAACAAAAAAAGUUUUAUUGUACAGAGAUGGUGGCCAUUGAGCAACUGAAGCUGUAAAUUGCGAGGUCGUUUGGUCUACAGUAAGUUGGUACAGAUGGUGCCACAGAUGUGUACAGUGUAUCCCCGCCACUUGUGCUUGUUCCUAAGCAUGCAAGUUAUUUGGAUGAAAAUUAAUUCUGUUGUGUAUAUGGGUGUGUGUCUGUAUGUAUCAGUUUGCGUGGGUGUGAAUGUGCGGGUGUUGUUAUCACUUGGUAUAAAUGUACAGUUUGUAAAUUCUACUAUUUAAUUUCCCUCACUCUUGCGCCCUGUUCCUCUCCUUUAGUUCUGUAUUCUGGGUUAUCUCCCUUCCAUAACAGUCCGGAUUAUCCUCCAUGUUUAACAGACACAUCUUUUAAUUCCCAGUGUUUAGAUCUGUAAAAGUUUUGCUCUUGUUUUCACCAUGCCUGACUGUUUCAGUGUGAUGCACUAGGCAAUGUAGUUAUGAUGCAAAGGGGGUUAAUUCAUUGUCCUUUGAUGAGUUGUUUCCCUUCCAGCCUAUGUUGGACACAGCACAAAUGACUUUAUUAAGCAUGUGGUUCAGUGGCAACACCAACUCUGCAAUCAUGUAACACUGCCUGAUAUGACACAGGGUCUUACGUCAUGGUUAACUACACACUGCAACCUCAUCAUCAUUGUCUUUUUUAAUACAUUGUAGCUUUUGAUCUACUAAAACAUUUGAAAAAACAAUUUCCUAAAGUAUAAGGUUUUCAAAGUUGUGCAAGUUGAAGCCAAAGAUAAGUUAACACUUGCUUUUUUUAUAUUAAAUCCUGUAUGUAGCCAAAUGAUGUCAACUUCAUGACAAUACGCAGCAUAGACCUUUGAACGUGUUCCUGUUGAACAAUCUCAUUACUUCAUCAUUCCUAUAUUGUAGUUGUCUUUCUGAACAGAAACAUUCAAUGUGCAUCACUUUGCAUUUUUUGGUGACAAUAUGCAACAUGUCCACUGUUUCAAUCACUAGGAACAAGUGAUGGAACGAGUGACCCCAAGUUAAACUGAUCUGUCCAUGAAGUCACCCUCCAAAACAUGCUUGUCCCAUAAUCUUUGUUUCUUCAUGUCAUGGAUUUGAUGAGGAUAACUGACUGUCAUGUCAGAUGAGUGAGGAAUAUCGAUGGCCUUAACUCUUGAGAAAUGUAGAUCUCUUUGAUAUAUUUGUACAUGUAUAUUUAUGAUAUAUAAAAUGACACACAUGCUUCUCAGUCAUAAGGAAAUGAAGAUGUUUAUUUGGAUUCUAUGAUUUAAAAAUUGAACUUUGGAAACUUCAAAACAUUUUACAUUUAAAUAAAAGACCAUUACUCAACCACUUGAUGCUCAGGAUAUUCAGUUUCUUAACACCUGGUAAUAAAUAAUCUACUAGCCACUCCUAUGUUGGAACUUGCUUUACCACCUUCUACUAUGUUAAAACUUGCUUUCCCACCUCCUACUAUGUUGAAACUUGUUUUCCCACCUUUUAAGUUCGUCAUGUUAUAAUUUUGUUUCUAUUUAUCAUGUUUAUCAAGUCUUGUUUCAUGAUUCAUAUGUGUCAUCUCAUCUGUAUAGUAUGCUUGAGAGGGUUUGAUAUCAUCAAAUAAUAAACAUUUGAAUAAAAAAAUGGUUAAUUAUUUAAAGUUUG
Messenger RNA from Haliotis rufescens (red abalone), 3337 nucleotides. Its product is annotated as ubiquitin-conjugating enzyme E2 R2-like. Bases 138 to 845 code for a protein of 235 amino acids. The record is from RefSeq and is a predicted model, not a curated record. Gene Ontology annotation, molecular function: ubiquitin conjugating enzyme activity. Lineage: Eukaryota; Metazoa; Mollusca; Gastropoda; Lepetellida; Haliotidae. Gene Ontology annotation, biological process: ubiquitin-dependent protein catabolic process; protein polyubiquitination. The transcript is spliced from 5 exons.